GGACAUCAUUUUCAUUUGUCGUGUUUUCUCUCCUACGUCACUCGUUCCACGCACCCCUCGACCUUCGUAGUCCUGUGUCCUUGCUGUAGGCAGGGAGAGAGGUAUGGCGUCACAUCCUGGGCAAAGACGGUCGAGAAGUGGAUGAGACUAGCACUAGAUCCCAAAUGGUGCACGUUGGAUUUAUUUCUAGAUGAAGAUGAUCAUCGUGAAGUAGAGGAGAUGAGUACGAGUACAAGUAGCAACUUUUUGUCGUGUUUAGAAGAAGUAGAUGCGACGAACGAGGAAGUAAGGACUAGGAAGCAGAAGCUCGUGGAUGCGUCUGAGAAAGGAGAAGGAGAAGCGAGUGCCAGCAAGAGAACUCUUCGUCUGCGUCGACGCACGAAACACGAUAAAGUAACGACAGUCCAGACCCAAGACGUCGUGGGUACUAUACAAAGACCUACGAAUGAUACAGCGCCGAGAAGUGAUGAUGGAGGAGACCCACGUGUUGCAGGAGAGCAGCAGGGGCGUUUGCGUGAUGAUCCAGCAGUGGACCAUCUCUCAGAUCUUUUCUCGCGCAUGCAGUGUUGUGCAGCUAGACCCGGUAGAACUACAACUACUGGACCUAAUACUACUGGUCUGAUGUCUUGUUCGUCUUCAUCUCCUCACUCUUAUCUCCAAACUGGGGCAGGAGAUCCCAUGUUCUAUUUUUAUAACAUGAUGCAACAAUUUAUUCUACACGAAGAAGAGGAUGAUGAACGGCAAGUAAACGAAGGUUUUGGUCUUGGUUGUGAUCAACAAGAAGGACAACAACUACCAUUUGGUAGCGGCACAGAGGUGCCAGGUAUUCCGGUCCAUCCACCUCUAUGCCCGCCAGGAGAUCUUGCCGCCUUGAUGGCUCCUGAGCAAAUGCAUCUAUUCCACAUGCAGGCAGAGAGUCUGAGAACAGGCGAUCUUCAGGGGUUUCCUCCUGUAAUGUUGGACGACUUGCAAGACCAUUUUCGUGCGUUUGUUGAGCAUCAAGGAAACCUCCUACAUGAACUUGAACAAGCCUGUGGAGCAGGACAUUUUCAUGGUAGAGAAGAGCAUCAAGGGGAAGGCAGUAGGACGAGGGACGAGAGGGAGACGAGUCAGAGUACUAGAGAACAUCAAGAGAUGAAUCAAGGGUUCUUUGGUUCCUCUUCCUUUCGACAAGACGAAGCAUUUUUAGAUGAGCGCGGUCAUGUGUGGCUGACUCCAGAUCAAGAGGAAGAGGUACUAAGACAAAUGCUCGCUGCCGAAGAGUGCAAUUCUCGGAAAACUUCUUCCGGAAGCCAUCGUGCGCGAGGUAGACGUAGUGGGAGAAGAAGACAGCGCUGUAGAAGGGAAGAGCAGCUGGCACAAGAGGUCCUAGAAGAAGAAGGCAGCGCAGAGAGACGAGAUGGACGACCAGUCGGAGACGGAGUAGGAGAGAAGGUUUCGCAUUCAUCUUCAAGUUCAACGCAACAACGAUCAUUCGCUCACGGACAAGAAAGACAAACUCUCGAGGCAGCAACAAUUCGUCGCGCACUCGUGUCAGCUGCACAAGAGCGCGAAGAGGAUAGAGCAAGUAACGCAGCUAAUGCUAAUUCCGGCAAACUGAAACUACUACUUCUUUCAUCAUCUUCUAAAAGAACAAGCUUCUUUUCUCGAUCUCGUCACAAACAAAAUGAGAAUCCAUCAUCAACCUCGAAGACCGAAGAACAACGUCGAAAGACUCCUUCUAGUAGAAGUAGAACAUCUACUUCAGAGCCUCGCUUUCUGUACAAACCCAGACAAGAAGUAGGAUGCUUUAAUCGUUUGUUCGGCGUAACACCAGAGGUUAUCAAAGUUCCUCUAUACUUCUACCAUACUGAAGAUGAUCCUCGCAUCAAAGAACAAUCUGCCCUUUCCAAGAAUGACAAAAUUGAUGUGUCCUCUACAUCUUCUUCUUCCACAUCUACAUCAAGCCGAUCGUUUACCGCCAAAAAGAUGAUCUGCAGUCUCUUUACCUCUACUUCAAGCCCUUCUUCUUCAACAUCGCAGCACGACAAGCGUGGUGGUCACCACAUCAAGGACACAUCAGCAUCGCCAUCGUCAAGAUCAAAAUCACAAGACAACCACAAGCCUUGUUCCUUGAUUUUUCGAGGUUUUCCAAGUGGGAAGGAGGUUUUAUACGAAAGCAGCUGUAUGCCACUAGCUGCUUUGUCGGACUGCAUCAUCCCGCUUCGGAUAAUACCGAUCAACCUCCCCCGCGGUCUGGAACGAGCACCACAUUCUCCCGGUCGCGUGAUGCGUCAUCUCUACUUUGCUCUUCAGACGUUCUACUAUGCGAGAAGUGGGAAUGGGGUACCCGCUCCUUGAAGAAUUCAUGACAUUUGUUCUUGGUUAGCAUGUUCUUGAAGACUUUGAAUUUACUCUGGUAACGAGUAACUUGGAGCCUAACCAGAAAGUGAGGACAUGAGAUGUACUGCAUGCGCAUGGAGGUGGGGUUGGAUGAGUGAUGUACUGCAUGGAGAAGCAUAAAUACAACUAGGGUGAUGAUGAUGAUGAUGAGACGUUAAUAUUUUGUUUGUGACAAAUUAUACAUAUACAAGUAGUGCGUCAUGAUUUUUGUUUUUGCACUAAACACCUACUGACAAAACUGUAGCACAUUACCGAUCUUCGAGAAGGUUUAUCAACGUCUAAAAAUUAAGAUUAAGAUUUCGAUUUCGUUUUUGAGGUUUUGUUUAAAUUUCUGCCUUAGACAAAUGACAUUCCUAUCAUCAGUUUCAUGAUUUUAGUGCGUUAAAAAUUUGCUCACUAUCAACGUAUUUUCAUGGUCUUUUACAGAAAGUCCCGUAUUUUUUGUCCUCCAUGCUCUAGCGUUCAGUUCCAUGUUGUCAGUACCAGUGAAUAUAUUGAAUAUAUCAAAGUUAUUGACCCUUUCAAGAAUUGGUGACUGUUUCUGCUUGCGCACAGACUCAAAAGAAAUAACGACAUGGCAACGUGUGCCACAUUGUUUCUCAUCCUGGUAUGCUUUGUUUCCAUUAACAACCCCAACACGAAAACCAGUC
This is a messenger RNA of Amoebophrya sp. A25, 3032 nucleotides long. NCBI's taxonomy places the organism in Eukaryota, Dinophyceae, Syndiniales, Amoebophryaceae. The record is from the annotation of a GenBank genome assembly.